Molecule: messenger RNA, 3680 nt
Organism: Enhydra lutris kenyoni (northern sea otter)
Lineage: Eukaryota; Metazoa; Chordata; Mammalia; Carnivora; Mustelidae
Product: nucleic acid binding protein 1
Exons: 6
Coding region: 680-1294 (204 amino acids)
Biological process (GO): mitotic cell cycle checkpoint signaling; response to ionizing radiation; double-strand break repair via homologous recombination
Cellular component (GO): SOSS complex
Molecular function (GO): DNA binding
Source: RefSeq, a predicted model, not a curated record
UGGACGGCUUCGGGGGGCGGGGCUCGAGCGGACGCCCGCGAGGAGAGAGGGAGGCUGCGCGUGCGACGCCGGCCGGUUCCGGACCCCUCGCUUCCCUUCCUGCGGGCCCGGCGAGCCCGGCGACGGGCGUGCCGACGCCCGUGACGUCACAAGGGGCGGGGCUGCCGGGGUAGGGGUCCGGCCGGCGCGCGGGCGCGUGCGGCAGUCGCAGUUCGGGACGGAGCGUGCGCGGUUGCCCGGUCUCGGCGCCGGCUUCGCUGUCACAGUCUGUCCCUUCCUGAAGCCUGGGACUCACUGGACGCGCGCUCGCGCGUGUGUGUUGCGAGUGUGAGGGGACUCGGGCGGAGGCAAACCCUCGCUGCCUUUUUUGACCUUCCUUUUGUCCGAGGGGGGCCGUCCGGCUCAGGGUCGCUGCCGCCCCGCCGCAGCGCGCUUGGGUCCGGCCGCCUCUUCCUUUUCUUUGAAACUCGGGAGCCUUUUCCCCUUUUUCCGUCUCCGUUUUGGGCACUCAGUGCCGUCUGGGCUGGUGUCCCUGGUCCCCGACCGGCCGCUUCCUGCCCGUGCGCUCGCCGCCCCAGCCCAGGGUCUCCCCUGCGCCCCCGCCCCGGCCCGGGAGGUGGGAGGCUUCGUCCCCCCCGCCCACCCGCGUCUCCGCAGCCGUAGCCGCACCUGCCUCGGUAUGAACGGGGGCACCGACCCUCCUCUUUUCAUAAAAGACAUUAAGCCCGGACUGAAAAACUUAAAUGUCGUCUUUAUUGUGCUGGAGAUAGGACGCGUGACCAAAACCAAAGACGGCCAUGAAGUGAGAUCAUGCAAAGUGGCAGACAAAACGGGCAGCAUCACUAUUUCCGUGUGGGAUGAAAUCGGAGGUCUUAUCCAGCCGGGGGACAUUAUUCGGUUGACCCGAGGGUAUGCAUCCAUGUGGAAAGGAUGUUUGACGCUGUACACUGGAAGGGGUGGAGAACUUCAAAAAAUUGGGGAAUUUUGUAUGGUUUAUUCAGAAGUGCCAAAUUUCAGUGAACCCAACCCAGAUUAUCGAGGACAACAGAGCAGAGGGGCACACAAUGAGCAGAAGAAUAAUUCCAUGAAUAAUAAUAUGGGUACAGGUACAUUUGGACCAGUGGGAAACGGGGUUCAAGCUGGCCCAGAAUCAAGGGGAUGCCAGUUUUCAUAUGCUGGUAGAAGCAAUGGCCGGGGACCUACAAAUUCACAGCUACAAGGAACAGCUAAUAAUCAAACAGUCAUGACCACAAUAAGUAAUGGCAGGGACCCUCGGAGAGCCUUUAAAAGAUGACCUAUGCUCAAUACUCACAUGUAGUUUUUAAACUACACACCCUACUUGAACACUUACUGCACUUUUAUUUAUCGUUAACUGUGAAUACUGUGUCCUUUAUUGGUUUCCUCUUAUGUUUUGGGUUUGUUAACAACAGUGGAUUGUUCUUAUAGCAAAACUGUUAAGCUGCUCAAGUCUCCUGUUGAAGAAUUUGAAGAAUGGCAAGACUCUGAAAAGUAGGGGCAUUUAUUUUUAGGGCAAAAAGAUCAAUGGUUAUCCUCUAAAAACACGCCCCCGUUCCGUGGGUGAGUUUCUUAAGACAUCAGCAUUAUAGCCUCUAUGAGUCUGUCUUCCAUAUACAUUUCGUAAUAUUUAAAGUAAGGCUUAGUGGGAGAUGUUCUUUUGUCUUAAAUUCAGGUAUUGCCAACUGAAGCAAUAACCACCUAAACCACCCCAAAAAAACUCAGUGGUUAUAGCAGUUUUUGAGUGUUUGUGACUCCAGGAAUGAUUGACUUCUUCAUUUGAGUGACUGCCAGGAGGAUUUUCCAAGGACUGAAUCUUCUAAACUCUUGUUUUAUUACCAAAAAGAAUAUAUUCUUUAUCAGAAUUAUGGAGUAAAAUGGGAACUGUAUUAUAACAAGGAAUUUUUAUAAGAAAGCUGCAUUUAUUUUAGGGUAGUCCUAUUAAUACUUGUUGUCAACUUUGUGCAUUACACUGAAGGGAAACUUAAAACCGAGGCCUUGAAUAUUUAUUUUUUGAAACUACUAUGUCAAAUAUUAAAGUAUAAUUUGAGGGAGUUAAAAAGUCAUAAUAAAUACUGAUCUAAUUAUUUUAAAAAAUUGUGGUACGUAGAUGAAGGCAAUUCAAAUUGAAUUCAUGUAGAAAUAUGCAGUCUUAAACUAGAGUGUCCUAGGUACUUGCAGAAACUCAUCCUGGAGUGAAAAUCCUAGGUACUUAACUUUUAUUUGAAAAAUGUGUGUGAGUAUUGUCCAAAUUUCUGAACACAAUUCACAAAGCCUUAUCAGCCAAAGUUAAACGGCUCUCUCUAAGAAGUGCAUACAGCUUUAUUCAGAAAUGUAAAGGUAGAAUUUCUUUAUGUGUUAUAAAUGACACCCAGUUCCCACUUUUUACUAUAGAGUGCUUGGGUAACUGGUAAAUUUUUCCUUUGUUAGAAUUCAGUUCUUCCAAAUUAGCCCCAAUAAAACUUGCAUUAAUGUUAACGGACUUCCCUUAUUUUCGCUCUUUCAAUGAUUUGCAAUGGGGAGCCAGUAAAUUUUACCGUAGUUGUAAUGAUUACUUCAACCCGGGGACUGCUUAGCUCUGUACUUAUCGCCUUUUGUCCCUACCUUAAAUAAUCACAAAAUAAUUUAAGUAGACUCUGUUUUCUAAAAACGCCAUAGCCUUUGAAUAUGAAAAUUGGUACCGGAAUAUUUGUUUCUCCAAUUCAGUGUGUCUUAACGAAUUGCUGUACACACUGAGUGUGAGACACUUGGGGAGAUAAGGGGUCGGUGACGAGUCAUCUCAAGGAGCUUAUUCAUGGUUCAUAGUACUCUGGUAACUAGGGUUUAUAUAUUCUAGAAGUUUUUCUUUUAGCCUUAACUCAGUGAAUUUGGCUUUGUGACUAAUGUCUUUUUAAGAUACAAGAUAACAUGUUGGAAGUAAAAAUUUUAUACUAAAAGUUAGCAUAUAAGUUUUUCUUUAAGGGUAGGAGCAAUAAUACUCAAGUUAUUUGUGUGAAUAUGGUGUUAAAGAUGAUUUUAAAAGAAUUUUGGAGUUUCAGAAAAGUAAACUAUCAGGUGGGACAGCUGAGCUUCUAGUCCUGGCCCAUUGUCUCCUCACCUAUGAUGUUGGACAAAUUAUUACACUUAAGACCUCUAUAAGCCUUAAGUUCCACAAAUAUAAAAACAAGUAAUAGUAUCCCUUUAGAGAGUUACAGAAGAUUUUCCACGUAAGUGAUUAGGGUGAUUUCUGGCACGUAAUGGGCAGUCAAAAUGUCAUCUGAUCAUACCUCAAGAAUAGAAGAAAAUGCAGCGUUAGGUGUGGAAAUACUGUUAUUCUUUAACAUGUUGAGAUUAAAUAGAGAACGAUCUAAGCUGUUAAUUUUGUAAUUGACAUUUGCCUCAAUAAUCUUCUUGUUCUGUGUUACCAUUUAUUAACAGAUCUCUUUUUUCUUAAGGGAAGCCUCCAAAACCAAAGCAAAGGGAAUUACAGUGCAUAACGAAUGUUUGCCCCACAGUCUGCUUGGAUGGUUCUCAACAAGAAGAGGAAGAAAGUUUUCUACCUUCCUCUUCCCUGGUGCUUUCACCUGUGAAUUUUUAAAUGUCUAAACACCUACCAAAGACAAAACCACUUAGUUUAGAAAUACACACCUACUAGAAUUGGGCCCCAUCUCAUUUCUACAAAACAG